CACUAGCCCCCUUCAGCCUCUUUUGUGUGUUUGAGCCCAAGUGCUGUGGCGUGUGAGACUUGAAACACCACCCAUUGAAAAUGCACCUGUGAUCUUUACUGCUCCAACCAUCUGGGCAUCUUCCUGUCUGUUCAAGAUGAAGAAGAGGUUAAUUCAGAUCUCUGGCUUCCUGUUGUCCACUCUCGGCUGGUUCUUUGUGUCUUGCACCAUGGCCAUGGACAGCUGGAAAGAAUCUCAGCUUGGAGGCGUUGGAGGAUCCUAUGUCAUCAAGGUGGCCUGGUACUGGUCUAACCUAUGGAAAGACUGCUUUGUUGACUCUACUGAUGUGACCAACUGCAGGGACUAUGGUGUGCUGUGGUCUGUUACACCGUACAUCCAAGGUGUCCGCGGGCUGCUUAUGGGAGGAUUAGCCUUUGGCUUCUGUGGUGUCAUCCUGGCAUUCGUGGGAAUGGAGUGCACAUACAUUGGCAGCAGCCAGCGGACCAACGACAAAGUAAUGUUUGCUGCUGCUGUCUUCCACUUUGUAGGUGGUGUGUUGGAUACUGCCGGAUACUGUUUGUAUAUCAACAGAAUAGCAAUCACAGCCUUCAACCCAAAAUUAGACCCAACUGCUCUUAGGUAUAGUUUAGGAACUCCUAUCUUUUUGGGCUUGGUGGGAAGCUUCCUUAUCAUUGGGGGAUCCAUUCUGUAUGCAAUCACUGUCAUCAAAUCUCUGUUUCCAGAAAAAAUCAAGGUUUAUAAUUCCAGAACAUACACCAACCCACAGUCCAGGAGCAGAACCCUCUAUGCUGGAUACUAUGGACAGUCCAGACAAUCACAGUCUAGACUAUCCAGGCACUCCAUGAAGUCUGGAAUCUCCAAAAGCUCGCAGGUGUCUACCAUCUCCCAGAUUGAGGACAGGAAGAUAUUGGAGAGAGAUGCCUUUGUGUAAUUGGUGUCCUUUCAGACAAUAAUCUCCUCUCUUUGACCUAAUAAUGUAGCAGGUGCUAUUCUAAACUGAAUUUUAGACUGUUUAAAUAAAGUAAAAGAUGGAGUAUUUGUACCAUAUGUUUAGAUUUUAUUCUUUACAAACCAAUUUAAUGAUUCAAACAUUCACUUCUUAAGUAUCAUUAGUUGAGCUCAUAAAUGUUUAUUGUACCAAGUGUACUUUAACUUGAUGUUCUUUUUAUAAUGUGGAAACAUUACACACUUUACAUUAAACAUGGCGUUGAGUCUGUCACUUA
Brienomyrus brachyistius is the source of this 1223-nucleotide messenger RNA. It is a transcript of the gene cldn10l2, whose product is annotated as claudin-10. Gene Ontology annotation, cellular component: plasma membrane; bicellular tight junction. Lineage: Eukaryota; Metazoa; Chordata; Actinopteri; Osteoglossiformes; Mormyridae. The record is from RefSeq and is a predicted model, not a curated record. Gene Ontology annotation, molecular function: structural molecule activity. The coding region runs from base 137 to 931 and encodes 264 amino acids. The transcript has 5 exons. Gene Ontology annotation, biological process: bicellular tight junction assembly; cell adhesion.